GUUGGACAAAUCGGCCACGCCGUUCACACGAGUCGAACCCACACUGUCCCCGCCUGGACGGCUUAUUGCAGCAGCGCACGAGCUAAGACGACCCGACAUCAAAUAAUAUUCCGACUCCUGCAGCACCGGCCACGCUCGACUUUGCUUGGGCUGCUCCUGCUCCAUCCACCACCCACAGCCCAGCCUUGCCGACCGCUGCAGACCAGCCCGACUGUGACUCCAACUUGACCGACUAGCAAACCGCAGAAGAGGCCAGCCUCGAUCUUUUCCAACACCGAUCAACAGACAGCCUAGAACGGAGCAGAAUACAUCUAGCCUAGCUACGAAGGCAUCGCUGCCGGCCUCGAAACCGAAACCGCAAAAGCACACCCAUCCACAUUCUCCCCCACGCCGCGCCGCUGCCGAGCUCUCGACACGCUGUGAUUGGUCGCAGAACCCGUCAGCCCCCUGGCCACAGCAAGCCUGCGCGAAGGAAGCUCGCUUGGCCUCCCGCUCCCCUCCCCUCCCUCCCUCGCUGCGUUGCGCUGCGCUGUGCUGCUGCGCUACUAGGCACCGCCAAAAUCCAAGCGACAUAAGUCGGGCCAGAGUCGCCAUCCUCCUCCAUGACCAGCCACUCCAAUGCCCGCCGCCGCCUCACUCUGCAAAAAACCCACCAAAAUGCAUUGCCCAAGGCUCCCCCCGCUCCGCGCGUAAUAAACGCCGCGCCGCUCCUCGAGAAGGCCGAGAAAUACGGAAUCGACGACGACCGCCCCAUGUAUUCGCGCGCCAUGGCCCUCGCGGGCCGCAUCUUUAUCGAGACUAUCCCGCAAUGGAUCGCCGUCGGGGCUAUGCUGAGCCUCAUCUUUGGCGGCUGCUGCUCAAACGUCUUCGCGCUCGAGGCCAUCAUCAAGGUCGAGCCGGCCAGUGGAACCCUCUUGACCUUUGUUCAGUUCCUCUUCGUCGCCGUCACCGGAUACUUCUCGCAGUUCGAUGCCAGCAGGCCGCCCUUCUUUGUCAAGCCCAACAAGGUGCCCCUCCGGCGCUGGAUGAUCAACAUCGUGCUGUUCUUCAGCAUCAACGUGCUCAAUAACCACGCCUUCAGCUACGACAUCUCGGUCCCUGUGCACAUCAUCCUGCGCUCCGGCGGCAGCAUCACCACCAUGCUGGCCGGCUUCCUCUACGGCAAGCGGUACCCGCGCAUACAAGUCAUCGCAGUAAUCCUCCUGACCGUCGGCGUCGUGACGGCCGCCUGGGCCGACUCGCAGGCCAAGAGCGCCGCCCACACGGAGGAGGCGCACGCCGAGCGCAGCCGCAGCUUCAAUGUCGGCCUGGCCAUUCUCUUCACUGCCCAGAUCUUGUCGGCCAUCAUGGGUCUCUACACGGAGGAGACGUACCGCCAGUACGGCCCGCAGUGGAAGGAGAACCUGUUCUACUCGCACAUUCUGUCGCUGCCGCUCUUCGUUCCCUUUAUGCCAUCGCUGGCGCGGCAGUUCAUGAGGUUAGCGGCCAGCGAACCGCUGUCGCUCCCGUUGGGGCGUCUCCUGGACUCGGAUGCGGCGGCCAGCAUGCCGGCGUAUGUGCAGAAGAGUCUCGAGCGGAUCCACAUACCGAGCCAGCUGGCGUUCCUCGUGCUCAACGUCCUGACGCAAUACGCGUGCAUCCGUGGCGUGAACCUGCUGGCCGCCGCGUCGUCGGCCCUGACGGUGACUAUUGUGCUCAACAUCCGGAAGCUGGUCAGUCUGCUGCUGAGCAUCUGGUUGUUCGGCAACCGGUUGGCGCCGGGUACGCUGGUCGGCGCCGUCGUCGUCUUCGCCUCGGGCGGGCUGUACUCGAUGGGUGGCAAAACAUACAGCAGCCCACCCGCGCGGCAGAGGGCGGCAAGUCAGAUAAAGGCCGGCUAGUGGGAGCCUUACCGCAAUUAUUAGAUUAUCAUUGGUCCGACAGCAACAUUAUCAACAUGGGCGGCAGCUUCGAGGGCGAAUGCUAGCUAGCCAAUCUGCCCCAUAUCGAAUGGCGUGAGCUGGCUGCGUGGUGGUAUGUGUAUGUAUAUACGGGCAUGAAUCAUCCACCUCAUCGCGAGGU
Messenger RNA from Gaeumannomyces tritici R3-111a-1, 2061 nucleotides. RefSeq names its product UDP-N-acetylglucosamine transporter YEA4. The record is from RefSeq and is a predicted model, not a curated record. Gene Ontology annotation, cellular component: Golgi membrane; endoplasmic reticulum membrane. The coding region runs from base 603 to 1880 and encodes 425 amino acids. Lineage: Eukaryota; Fungi; Ascomycota; Sordariomycetes; Magnaporthales; Magnaporthaceae. The transcript has 2 exons. Gene Ontology annotation, biological process: transmembrane transport. Gene Ontology annotation, molecular function: UDP-N-acetylglucosamine transmembrane transporter activity.